AUGGAACAACCAGUGGAGGGAGACGUACCUAUACCUUCCUCGUCUGACAUAGACAAAAGCUGGAAAACUGCCGAGGAGCACAUGGAUGCAGCCGACCACAAGCAACAGACCAAAAGGAGCCUUGAAGACGAAGAGGAUGAUCGACCGGCCAAAAGGCUAAAGAGUGGCGGAGGAGAAGUCUACGAGGAGAUUCGGGAAUGGAAGAUCGGGGCGGUUACGUAUCCGCAUUUUGUGGACGAUGUCGGUAGCGCCGACACUCAUCACGAUGACCGCCACUUCAGUAGUAGCGAAUGGGGGAUUUUCAGAGUAAAUGCCAUGAAGGACGUUGAGGAGAUUCGGGACGAGAACUCCGAUGAUAGUUCCAACAGCGACGGUUCAAGCGACGACGAGGACUGUACCGACUCGAGUCAACGGUCUAGCCAACGUUCCGGGACACUAUCGCCUCGACGAUCGCCCAGAGACACUACAAAUUUUCCCGGCAUU
Messenger RNA from Neurospora tetraspora, 483 nucleotides. RefSeq lists its product as uncharacterized. The annotation marks the transcript as partial. Lineage: Eukaryota; Fungi; Ascomycota; Sordariomycetes; Sordariales; Sordariaceae. The transcript has a single exon. The record is from RefSeq and is a predicted model, not a curated record.